Alternaria rosae is the source of this 2493-nucleotide messenger RNA. RefSeq lists its product as uncharacterized. Bases 314 to 2296 code for a protein of 660 amino acids. NCBI's taxonomy places the organism in Eukaryota, Fungi, Ascomycota, Dothideomycetes, Pleosporales, Pleosporaceae. The record is from RefSeq and is a predicted model, not a curated record. The transcript has 3 exons.
CACCAGAUGGCCCCAAUGCGGGCGUCAACAUAUCUGCGAUGCUACAGUUUGAGAGCCUCAGCCGCUUAUCGCGCAUGUUCUAUCGAAGUAACAUCCCCGUUCGGUUGUCGGGGGGCGGUGCCCGCUGCAAGGUACCUUGCCGCAUGUGUGUGAUUGGGGCCAAAAAUGCAGGUGGCAGGCAGCAUAUUUCAUGCUCUGUCCUUAGAAUCCUUCCUGGUACCUGUGUACUUGUUCAAGCUUCCCUCUCUCUGUUUCGUUUUUCUUCACCGUUUUUCAGCUUGGGCGACGAUACUUCUCGGUACUCUCAAGCGCCAUGGCUUAUGAACCCGUUAGACCCCAGGCAAAAGGUCCACACGUGUCGGUGGAAUAUGAUGGCGGCCUGAACACCGGAUACGAUCCUGGGGCGUACAACGCCGCCCCGCAUGUUCCUCAAGAUAACGAUACGGAAUACAGUGUCGAGAGUACCAAGGGUGUAUCGCAGAAAUGGCCUUCGGAUCUACAGAAAGUAGGGAGGAUCACGCCGUUGAAAGCACUAGUCCUGGUUUUCGAUGUGGUUCUGGCUUCAUCGCCUAUCAUGUUUCUAGCUCUCGCCCUUAUCGCUGCCAGGUUGAACGGAAAAGAGGUGUCGGACUAUGGUACCAAACUGGAACAAACACUUCUCCUCUCGCCCACAAUUUUCCCUCUGAUCUUCGCGGCCUUGAUGGGAAGGUUCUUUCGACACGUCGGUCUCUUCCUUGCUCAACGAGGCACAACUCUCGGCCGCCUUGAACAGCUGAUUGGCUGCCAAUCCGUCUUCUCCGCACUGGAACGUCAGUUUUGUCUGAGAUCCUGGUCUAUGGUUGGACUGGCAUCCGUCUUGAUUUGGCUACUUUCGCCAGUCGGAGGACAGUCUGCACUUCGUCUACUUGACCAAGAGAUUGGAAAUGUCCAAUUUAUCAAACAAGUGCGCUAUCUGCAUCCAACGACGUUCAUGGAUUCGAUGAUGGAGACUCCUAAUGCCCUUAAUGGGGCCCGUAGCUCGUUCACGCCAAUCUUUCUCACAUCUAUACUCAGCAGUACCAGAUACCGUACUACACCCAUGGACCUGUGGGGAAAUGUCAAACUCCCGCUCUACCGCACUAUCGAGAACAGUACGUCCGACGAGUGGAAGUUCGUGCCUAAUGGCACAGCCGACAACGUCACAUACGCUUCCCUAAUCGGUAUCCCCAUAGCCGGACCUCCCUCUGUCGGCAUUAGCUCUUUCAACAUCGAAGCUCGCCAAUUUGACGUGACCUGUUCAAGCAAUAAUGCAUCACGAGGAGAACCUAUAGAUUUUGUGUCAAAAUAUACGUGGCAACUUCAAGUAGUCAACGAUACAGCGCCACCGCCUUGCAAAAAGAACGAGACGUUCUGUACGGCCCCGAUUUGUGCCAGUUACCCCUGUCCAAUCCGGAGUGAAUCCCUUGUCGACUCAGAUACGGGCAAGUACUCAGUGGCGAAUUGCGGGCUUUCGUUCGAGAAAUAUGAAGUCGGAGUGCGCUGCAAUGGGACGGAGUGUGCCGCUUACAAGAUGAGGAAGAUGUACUUGUAUGACGAGGACUACCCAAUAGGCUACGAUAUCGCCUUGAGGAGGCAGUUCGUCACCAACCAACUUUUCGCCAUGACGAGCGCGGAUAACUACAAUGUGGUUGUUGCGAAGGCUCGAGGCGCGACAACUAUGGAGAAAUGGCUGCAGGACCCACUCGACUUCACCGGCGUAUUCUUUGCAAAUGCCGAUCUCUACAAGCUAUCACCGCGAGUUUUCGGCGACCGCUUGACUAUUCUGUAUAACACAUUCUGGCAAUCCACAUACGCCGGCAGAGCGAUCGGCGGAAAUUUACCAGCAUCCGUAAUGGAAACUGGCGCCAUGAACUUUACCCAGGCGCAACACGCGGACGCCAACAUUACAUUUGUCGCGACCGAAGCCAAUAUAUCGCAGAAUACAAUUCCAAUGUACAAAACCGAUUGGAGAUGGUUCGCAGCAUUAUUGGUUUGCUCAAUCAUACUGCUUGCCGCCGCGUUCACCGGACUGGUACUUAAGUACAUCACGAUCGCACCGGAUAUCAUCGGCUAUGCAUCCUCGCUGACGCUUUUGAAUCCUUAUGUUCCAACGCCUACGGGAGGAACUACCUUGACUGGAUUGGCGAGAACAGCGUUGAUGCGCGACUACCCUGUGCGCAUAGGAGAUGUCUGCCCGAAUGAGGCCGUAGGCGCAAUAGCAUUUGCAAGAGCCGACAGGAACGUUGGAAAGCUGGACAGAAAACGAUUAUAUAUAUGAGAAUAUACAAUCGAAGAAAAGCGGCGCUGUCGGCUCUAUCUAAAAUUAUAGAAGAACAAUGAUGUACAUCACAUAUCAUCAGAAGAUCGCGCGUCAGAUCUCGCGACACACCGCAUGCCACCUCAUGUGCGUCGAUGCAACUCACCACAAAUUCUCGAUUCAUCCAACGACAUUUUCGAGUACUAUAACGUAUCACA